Molecule: messenger RNA, 915 nt
Organism: Eubalaena glacialis (North Atlantic right whale)
Lineage: Eukaryota; Metazoa; Chordata; Mammalia; Artiodactyla; Balaenidae
Product: geranylgeranyl pyrophosphate synthase-like
Exons: 2
Coding region: 1-915 (304 amino acids)
Biological process (GO): isoprenoid biosynthetic process
Molecular function (GO): prenyltransferase activity
Source: RefSeq, a predicted model, not a curated record
AUGGAGAAGACUCAAGAAACAGCCCAAAGAAUUCUUCUAGAACCUUGUAAGUACUUACCUCAGUUACCAGGUAAACAAGUGAGAACCAAACUUUCACAGGCAAUUAAUCAUUGGCUAAAAGUUCCCGAAGACAAGCUACAGAUUAUCACUGAAGUGACGGAAAUGGUGCAUAAUGCCAGUUUACUCUUUGAUGAUGUCGAAGACAACUCAAAACUCCGACGUGGCUUUCCAGUGGCACACAGCAUCUAUGGAAUUCCAUCUGUCAUCAAUUCUGCCAAUUAUGCACAUAUUCUUGACCUAGAGAAAGUCUUAACCCUUGAUCACCCAGAUGCAGGAAGCCCCGCAGUAAAGCUUUUUACUCGCCAGCUUUUAGAACUGCAUCAGGGACAAGGCCUAGAUACCUACUGGAGGGAUAAUUACACAUGUCCCACUGAAGAAGAAUAUAAAGCAAUGGUCCUGCAAAAGACAGGAGGACUAUUUGGAUUAACAGUAGGUCUCAUGCAGUUGUUCUCUGAUUACAAAGAAGAUUUAAAGCCACUGCUGAAUACACCUGGGCUGUUUUUCCAAAUUAGGGAUGAUUAUGCUAAUCUACACUCCAAAGAAUAUAGUGAAAACAAAAACGUUUGUGAAGAUCUAACAGAGGGAAAGUUCUCAUUCCCUACUAUUCAUGCUAUCUGGUCGAGGCCUGAAACCACCCAGGUGCAGAAUAUCUCGUGCCAGAGAACCGAAAACGUAGAUAUUAAAAAAUACUGUGUACAUUAUCUUGAGAAAGUAGGUUCUUUUGAAUACACAAAGAAUACUCUUAAAGAGAUUGAAUCUAAAGCCUAUAAACAAAUUGAUGCAUGUGGUGGGAACCCUGAGCUAGUAGCGCUAACAAAACACUUAAGUAAAAUGUUCAAAGAAGAGAAUGAAUAA